Molecule: messenger RNA, 4875 nt
Organism: Closterium sp. Naga37s-1
Lineage: Eukaryota; Viridiplantae; Streptophyta; Zygnematophyceae; Desmidiales; Closteriaceae
Source: the annotation of a GenBank genome assembly
AUGUCUCCUCCCCCCCUUUCUGCGCACGGCAGUGAUCCGGAGGCGUCGGACUCGUCGGCGGGAGCCAUAGUGGGCGGCUGGGGCGCCAAGUGGGCGAGCAUGGCGCAAGCCAACGAGAGCGUGACGGACGACGACGCACCCGAGGGGCUGCUGCAACUGGCGCGGCAGAUCCAGGAACGCCAUGAGGAGGACGAGGUGGAAGAGGAGGUCUGGGACGAGGACGCCCAUGUUGAUGAGGAGGAGAUUUACCCCGUUGAGCGAUCUUCCAGCGGCCGCAGGCGAGGCAUGGUCGGUGUUGUCACCGGUUGCGGCGUGCCUAUGGAGUCGCCCGGGAGCGGCAAGACGAAGAAGAAGAAGUCGUUUUUUGGGCUCGCGUCAAUCGUGCGAUCGCUGUCGGGACGGUCGAAGAGGAGCCCUGGAGGGAAGGACGCGUCGCCCGCUGCUGCAGCGCGCCGAGGCCAGAUUGCGCCCGAGCCGUACAGCGCAACCGACGCUACCCCCACCGAGGCGAGCAACGCGUACGGCAGAGAGAUGCCGCAGCCGCAGAAGCUGCACUUCGCGCCGUCUCAGCAACAGCAAGCUUCCGCGCCCACUCUGCCACUGGUGUACCAGCAGCAGCAGAUUCAGCAGGUCGAGGAGCCCGCAAGGAGCGGCCUGCAGCAGCUGCAGCAGCAGCUGCUGAGUCAGGAACAGGCCGCGGCGACGUGGAGCUCCGUGCCCGUGAAUCUCGAGGGGCUGCGCGACGUGCUCGACAAGCGCAUGGCGGAGGACCACGACGGCUCGAGCGGAAGGCUGACGGAGAGCGGACAGCCGGCGCGCAGGUCCGGGAAUCUGCGGUCCGCGGACAAGUGGUUGCGGCAAAUCGCGGCGGCGGAAGAAGAAGGCCGGCUCGACAUAUGCACACGCCUCUUCGAGCUCGCUCAAGAGUGCGGCUCGCAGCCUGUGGAGGCCAUUCUCGAGGCGAAGGAGGCAUUCAACCAGCGCCACGGCAUCGCUCCGCCGUCAGCCGCCAAAACUCCCCCGCGCUCCCCGCUGCGCUCACCGCUCCGCUCCCCGGCGCGAUCUCCGGCCACCACGCGGUCUCCGCUCCGCUCGCCCAUCUCUUCCCCGCUGCGCUGCCUCGCGCCCAAGGCGCAGAAAGACGCGGACUCGUCGGACGAAGAGGAGGACGCGGACGCGGAGCCGCGCCUGCGCGCGGCGGAAACCGGCAAGGCGCCGCGGAAGCUCCACGUGGAGGAGAUUGAGAUCGAGGAUGUGCCUGACGUGGACGGUUACAGCAGCGACGAAGGGAAGCGCGGGCAAGCGGAGGAGGAGGAGAGGGAAGAGGAAGAAGAAGCUCUCGAGACGGCGAACACGGCCGCGUCGGGAGUGGGAUCGACUUACCUCGAUGCUACAGCCGCCAGUCCCAGCUCCGUGGCCUCUUCUUCCAUCCGCCCUGCUACAGCCUUCCGAUACUCCGCGUUCGAUUCCGCGAGCACCGCGUUCCGCCUGCCAGCUUCCGCCCCCGCCCCCGCGGCCGACCCGUACAAGGGCGGCGCAGCUGCGGCGGCCGCGGCGGCGGCGGCUGUUGCGGCGGCUGCUGCGGCGGAGUUCAAGUCGCCGAUCGACUACGGAAGCGACGACGACACGGUGAUGCUGCGCGCCAAGCGAGCGCCGGACUAUGGCGCGGCAGCGAGCCCGGAGCACAGCCAGAGUGGCAUCCGCGCGGGCCAUCCUUUCCCGCUCCCGCAGGCGCAGGAGCAGGCGCAGGAACAGGAGCAAUCGACGUCCGCCGCUGUGCCCGCUUCCGCGACGACCGCUCUCUUCGCGGGCGAGAGCAGUUCCGCGGCAGAGGCGGAGGCGGAGGCGGAGGCGGAGGCGGAGGCGGAGACGUGGGCGGAAGGGGAGAGCGAAAAGGCGCAGGCGGAUUCCAUCGAGCGGAGCAACGCAUAUAGCUCGAGCAGCGAGAGCGAGAGCGAGAGCGAGAGCGAGAGCGAGGAUGAGGAGGAGGAGGAAGAGGGGGAGAAGAUAGUGCCAGUGGUGGAAUCGUAUUACGGCCAGGCGCCAACGACGACGACGGCGACGGCGACAGCCGAGCUCGUGGAUGAGGCGCAGGCGGCGGAAUCGCAGGCGGAAAGGCUUGCGGAGGCGCAGGCGGUGGUGCAGGCGGAGACGGGGAAAGAGGAGGAGGAGGAGGAGGAGGAGGAGGAGGACGUGUUUGAAGAUGAUGAUGAGGAGAAUUGGGAGGACUGCAGGAGCGCCGCGGGCGACUGGAGCGAGACGGAGAGCGAGCGCAGCUACAAGCGCGACUACCGGCGCGGCGGCUCGUCGCUCUUGACGGCUGGUUCUGCGCGCCAAGCCUUGCUCCUGCAGCAGCAGCAGCAGUUCCAGCAGCAGCAGAGUGUGUCUGCUACGGCCGUGGUGCCGGCUGCGGAGGUUGCGGUGGCAGCAGCGGCAGCACCGGCUGCUGCGAGCAGCAGCAGCAGCGCGAGCAGCGGCAGCAGCGAGGGCGAGUGGGAUCGAGAGGUGACGACGGAGGGGCUGGAGAGCGCGCUGGGGCCCAUCAGCCCGCCCGGCAGCCCUCCCCCCCCUGCUGCUCCUACACCCGCUGCCGCGCCUGCUCCUGUUUCUGCUCCUGCCGCGGCUCUCUUGCCGGAGGCUGUCACGAGGCCUGUGACCCCGCCUGCUGCUUACGCGCAGCCGUCGCCCGUUGCGCUCUCGCAGGCUGCCUCGUCGUCGCCGUCGCCCGUCGCGAGGUCGCGACCUGCGUCGCCUGGAGCUCCUGCGACGGAAGAGGCGCAGGCGGAGUCUCAGGGGGAGAGCGCGGUUGUGCAGACUGUGUCGGAGGUGAGCGCUCGACUGAAGGCCGCCACUGCCGCCACUGGUGCUGGCGCAGCUGCUGCGUCUCAAGCGGCGGUCCCCGUCAAGUCCCCUCUGCGGCAGGCGGCCAAGUCUCCCGUGCCUCUGGAAUCCGCGGGUUUCCUCGCGCCCACGGCGUCUACGGCUAGCAAGACCAAGGCGCCUGCUGUGUGCGCUACCGCGGGCGCUGCGGCGGCUGCUGGCACUGGCGCCGCUGGCGUGGGCGCCGGAGGGAGCGCCGGUGCUGCUGCUGCGGCGCGUGCGGGACGCCGGACCAGCCUUGCCGGCGGUGGCGGUGCGGGUGGUGCUGCGGUGACUGCUGCUGGAGCAAUGGCAGGAGGAGGAGAGCGGGUUGCGAGCAGUCUCCCGAGGGGAGGCCCUCUGGGCAGGUCUGUCAGUGCUGACCGCUCCUCCCACCGCCCCUCUUCUGCUGCUGCUGGUGGCGGGCACGCUCCUGUGUCGCCGCUGGCUGUGUCGACGUCAGGUCUCAUCUCGCCUCUGCACUCCCUCGCCGCUGCUCCCUUGCCUUCCCCCGCCCGCGGCACUGCGUCUCCCAGCCGCGUGGGAGGAGGAAUCGGAAAGGGCGCUGCUGGUGCUGCUGCUGGUGCUGGUGCUGGUGCUGGUGGUGUCGGUGGUUCGGCUGCGAGCAACCCGAGCAACACCCUGGGCGCGGGGUCCCGGAGGCUGCUGAUGCUGCAGGACCCUGCUCCUGGUAGCAGCGGCAGCAAGGGAGGGAGGAGCAGGGGAGCGAGUGGAGACACGGAGGAGCAGGAAGGGAGCUGUGGUUCAGGCCUGGAGGUGCCAGUGCAGGGCAUGGGCUCUCUGCUCAAGGGCGUGGGGAGGGGCACAGACGCGUUUGGGUUACCGGACGUGCAGGAGAGUGGUAGCAGCAGCAGCGCCAGUGGUGGUGUGAGGCAGCAGCGGAAGCAGGGGGGUGCUGCAGCGGCGUUGGUGACUGCAGUGGCGGCGGCAGCGGCUGCUGCGCCGGCGUCUGUGGCGGCAGAGGCGGCGGCUGCGGCGGGGAUUGGGAUGAAGGGGCACGAGGUGGUGGUGGGCGGAGGAACGAGCUUCGGUUACCGCGCGAACCAGAGCGCUGGUGCUAGCGAUACUGGGGCAGCAGCAGGUAACGGCGGUGGUGCUGUUGCAGCGGCUGCUGCGGCUGGAAGGAGGGCGUCUCUCGCAGGUGCUUCUAAGCUGAAGGGCCCUGGAGUGGGCGGAGGGGUGGGUGGCAGCGGCAGGCGGGAGGAGGGCGGUGUCUCACUGCUGCAGCCGCUACGGCAGUCGGUGUCUCACCGCAGCAGCAUUGGCGGCGGCGGCAACGGCGGUACGUUUGCAGGGGAGCAUCGGCUGGAUGUGCUGAGCAGUGGGCGUGGCAGCAAGAGCAUCAACAGCAGCAACCACCAUGCCGCUGCCACUGCGGCUGCUGCUGCGGCUGCUGCCAACAGGGGCGGAGGUGGAGGAGGAGGGAUGAAGAAGAGCGGGUGGGAGUCGUCACUGAGGGAGAGCAGUAGCACGGUGAGGGGCGGGAAUGGUGGUGGCUUCACCACGACUGGCCUGAAGCGCUCUAGCACGUUUGGCAGCAACAGCGCAGCAGCGGGUGCCGGCGCGACAGUAGGUCUGAACGCCCGCCCGGGCGUAUCCCCGCUUCGCAGUGGCAUCGGCAGGGCCGGAGCAUCAGGAGCCGCAGCAGGACACACAGCAGGAGGAGCGGCGGCGGCGGCGGCAGCAGCUAGGAGGCUGUCGGUGGGCAGUGUGGACCGGACUCAUACGGCAGCGAGCAGCGUGGCAGGAGGGAGUGUGGCGGAUUUGGAUGACUUGGCGGGUGCGGAGGAGAGGAGUGAUGCGCUGGCGGUGCAGUUUCAGAAGUGGACGACGAGCCUGAGGAGCCCCAGCCCCAAGCCUGGUGCUGCUGCAGAGCGGCCCCCGUGGGGCGGACCCAGGGGAGGUAGACCUGCAGCGAAUAAUGGGCAGAGGAACGGUGCCGCAGCACAAGGCAGGAAGCUGUCUGCACCGACUGCCUCGUCCCGCAUUCUGUGA